UAGGCCGAGCCCACGAGAAGAACGAUUGAACAAGAAUUUGCAAAUUCCUUGGGUGGUCUGGAUCACGAGUUUUCCAUCUGCAGUUAUUUUCGUAAAAAAUCGCAGAAGAGGAGAGGGAGCUUAUUGAAUCUGGACAUCUCCAAGUACCGAUUGCCGGUAGGCGCUGUAAUAGUAGAAGACAAAUCCUAGUGAUCAAUCUUCUAAAGUUGGUAAGAAGGUUCUGGGGAAGUGAUUGUUUUGGUGACGAUGAUGAAUGCUUUGGUGACUUUCUUCGUGACCUUGAUAGCCGUAGCUGAUAUUCAAUCUGCUUUGGCUUUGCCGUCAACUGUGCCAGCAUUUUUGUGGUCUCCUCACCACGAUGAGUUUUCAAGUAAAGGAAUCAAGGAUGCUGUUAACUAUCAGACAAUCUUCCCGAAGGAUCUGGCAAAGUCUGUUCUGUCAGAAGGGGGCUGGGCAAAUUUACUGUGUUCGGAAAAGAAAAUUCAGCACCAUAUGGAUGUGGCGCUUGUUUUUGUUGGCAGGGAGUUGCUAUCCUCAGACAUCUCUGCAAACAAAUAUGCAGACACAGCUCUUUUGGACCUGCUCAAGGUCUCUUAUACAAGGUCAAAUUUCUCCAUGGCAUUUCCAUAUGUUGCUACAUCGGAGGAGCAGACAAUGGAAAAUAUUUUGUUCUCUGGGUUUAUGGAGACUUGUGGGUGGGACUCAGCAAUCAGUAAGGUUGCUUUUUCAGAGUCAUGCUCUGUAGAUGGCGAAAACCUCCAAAAGCUUGCGGAUCCUGACUCAGUUCAUGACUUUCUGGUUUCAAAUGUGGAAAAGAGACCUAGUGGGCAAGCAAACCUGGUGGUGUUCUGUCAUGGAGGCUCACGCUCUGGGCAAGUACACAGUCCGGCAAAAGCUGAAAGUGAAAUUUUCUCUGAGGUUAUCAGUUCCGUGGAGCAGUCUGGGGCACAAUAUGCUGUCCUUUAUGUUUCGGAUCCCUUGAGGUCAAUCCAGUAUCCUACCUAUCGGGAACUAGAAAGGUUUCUUGCAGAAGGUGUGCAAGGAAAUGGACCACUUGAUUCAAAAAUUUGUGAUGAAGUUUGCAAGAUUAAGUCAUCACUUUUGGAGGGACUUUUGGUGGCGAUUGUUUUACUUAUCAUACUAAUAUCAGGCCUUUGCUGUAUGAUGGGCAUUGAAACUCCAACAAGAUUUGAGGCACCCCAAGAGUCUUGAAUGGUUGGUUGUGAAAGAUACUACCUUCAUGUUAUUGCAGAGUUCUAUCCCAAGCACUCAAUUAUAAAGAUUGGCUGUUGUGUACCUUCUUUGCGCAGGGAUGUUAACAUUUAAUAUUCAUUUGUUCACUUGUUGAGGGUAUUUGGUCGCCAGGAAAAAGAAAAGAAAGAGACGAAACACUUGGUAUGGGUGUUCUCUGCUGGGAAUAAUGAAGUUAUGACUUGUUUCUAUAAAGUUAUGUAUCUAUCUUCCGGUCCAUGUAUCCAUAAUUCACUUUUGAAUAGGAUUAAAGCUAGAAGUUUGAUGAAUAUUGAUGUCAUAUUUUCCUUGAAUUAGUGGAGCUGGGUGUUUUUCUUUU
Messenger RNA from Tripterygium wilfordii, 1570 nucleotides. RefSeq lists its product as uncharacterized. The coding region runs from base 247 to 1212 and encodes 321 amino acids. Lineage: Eukaryota; Viridiplantae; Streptophyta; Magnoliopsida; Celastrales; Celastraceae. The record is from RefSeq and is a predicted model, not a curated record. The transcript is spliced from 9 exons.